Owenia fusiformis is the source of this 916-nucleotide messenger RNA. The record is from the annotation of a GenBank genome assembly. NCBI's taxonomy places the organism in Eukaryota, Metazoa, Annelida, Polychaeta, Sabellida, Oweniidae.
ACAGAAAAGGAGAACAAUUUCUUAAAUAUAUGUGUAUAUACAACUGUAGUAUAGAAUAAGCUGGAGGAAGAUAAUAACAUACUUAUCCACUACACACAAAAUAAAAUCAGAAGUAACUUUUCUUCUUUCAAUAUUUGAGACGAUGAAUAACUCAACUUGGAACAAUUCUGACUCUGGACCAACAUACUAUAGUCCGAUUAUAAUAUCACUUCAGAUUAUAUUAGGGACACUAAUGAUAUUCACAAACUCAUUGGUCAUAAUGGCCGUCAAGCGCUACAAGAAACUCCAGACAGUUUCAAAUCUGUUCCGCACCCAUUUAGCCGCCAGUGAUAUCACAUUUGGAAGUAUGCUAGUACUGAGGGCGCUUUUAGCAAGCACUGGGUAUUUGGACAUGCCAUAUGUAUGUUUGUUCAUUUUGAUUAUACUCAUCACAUCAGGGUGCGCCACAGCCACAGGAAUUUUUCUCUUGUGGCUCGAGAGUUUCUUGUUGACAAAACGAUCACAUAAUCACCAAGGUGCGUUUAGUAAGAGAACUGCUACAAAGAUGAUUUUCGCUACAUGGGGAAUAUGGACAGUUUAUGGAUUUCUUAGCUUGGCUUUUUUAAAUGACAGAUCUAUAGACAAGAGAUGUUUAAUAACAAAUGGUUACAAUGAAUAUUUUCUGAUGAGCCUGAGUAUAAUUACAGCGAUACAUAUAUUUAUACUGAUUGGAAUUCAAAUUGCAACCUUCAAAAUGUUGUCCAGACAUAUAAAAAGACUUACAAAAAAGGGUGUUAUACCACCUAAAAUCAGUAUAUCAUAUGUACCCAUCAAACAUAACAGAAUUACUCCAGUCAGUGAAAGGACUGUGAAAGCAACCAAUCAAAUCAAAGACAACCAUUCACACCCUAAACCUAAGGAUACAUCUACUUCCUCA